AUGGCUGAUCCGAACACUUACACCUCUGGCUCCGGCGCUCUGUCUUUGGACCAAUCUAUGCGUGAAUACAGGGCAGCGCUUGACCAUACCGCGAACAGGCUCGCGAUGGCUGAACGCGACAAGGCCCUUGUCAUCACGCAGGCCCAGAACGCGAUGGACGAAGCGGACAAGAACUUCAAAACUCACAUUGAGUAUAUUUGGGGUCAGCUACAACAGGAGAAGAAGAAUGCCCAGCAGGCGAGGGCAGACCUGCAAGAAUAUAUCAUCAAGGCGAAAGAGGAGAACAAAGUACGCGCGCGCACGGAGAAGGAACUUGUAGCACUCCAAACCCAACGCGCCUCGCGACAAGAGCUGAUCUCGUCACUGGAGCGCACCGCCAUGGCUGACAAAGACGAAAUUCAAGCGCUCAAGGAUGCGCUGACAUCGGAACGGAGAAAGGUCGGCAGUCAAAGCGGUGCUGGAGACGCCGCCAUAGGACAAACCGCCAUGAGGCAAGCGCCUGGUGUGUCUCACGGCAAAGCAGCGUCUCCCGCAGUCGCGAACCCAGGCAACAAGUCUAGUCGUAAAGAUCACCAGCCUCAAAACGAGACGGCAUCUGCGGAGGAACUUGUACAACCCAGGGGCACUAAGAGGCCGGCUAGCGAUCAUAUUGUUGAACCAGCAUCGGCCAGUCAGGCAAAGAAGCGCGUCAAGACGUCUGCGCCAGCCGUGACCACGCAGAGUGUCUCUUCGAACGAGGGAUGCUCGGUGAGCAAUCAGCCACGACCAUCGUCAGGGCAGCCAUCGGGACAGCCUAUUGAGCAGGCAUACGCAUCUAGCUCAAGUGCAGCCAACGCUUCUAGAACCGCCAAGUUGAGUGUCAUGAACUUCCUGGCGAAACCCAAAAAGGACUCGAUGUGGUAUGAACUCUGUAAGGUCGAGCUACCGCCCUUCGAUCACAAUGGGUAUACCUUCGAGAUGGGGGAUAUUGUUAUCAUGAACGACUUUCUCGGCCACUCUAACGGCCUAACACCCUCUGACAAUUCAAACCCGUGGCAAAAGAAGUUGAUCGGUGUGCUGUGUGAUUAUAGCAUGCACGGACUGUGUCCUAAGCACGGAGAGCCGACGUGCCUCCGAUCAAAGUUUGGGGAAGGCACAGGCGCCGAAGUGAGAUCCGUCGCUGUCUCAUGGAUAAUGUCGAAGUCCCAUAUAGAAGAUCUCAUCGCUGGGAGGGCCAAGGUCCAUGAGCCUCCGCAUCCAGAUGAAAGCUUUCGGAUACCAUUCCUGAGGAAACGAUUUCUGCACGAGAGCAUACCCAACAAUCAACGCUUUUUGACUAGCAUCGGGCUCGAGUGGGUAGGCAUCAACGAUCUCAUAGGCCUAGUCGGUCCAACCGACAUCGGGACCGGGACCAGUUCGCGCCGCCCUAUAAUCAUCAAUUGGUCAGAUCCUAUCCUAACCUCAAUACAACACCCAGUGGGCAGAAGACUCAGAGAAAGGCGGGCUACACUCAUACCGCUCAGUCAUCUCAAUCUAAAGCCUGAGCGAGAAUUCCCGAGUGGCUGGAUUUACGAGUAG
Molecule: messenger RNA, 1557 nt
Organism: Peniophora sp. CBMAI 1063
Lineage: Eukaryota; Fungi; Basidiomycota; Agaricomycetes; Russulales; Peniophoraceae
Source: the annotation of a GenBank genome assembly